GGAUUAUCUCUCUCCACGUCAUUGAUCAUACCGUUACGUGUGGCACUGAUCGUUCAGAGCCAAGCACACAAGCAUCGACAAGCUUCCACGCAUAAAGCUUGAGCUUUGGGCAAAGCAAUUGACGGAAGCCCUCACCCCUUACCAACUACAUCACACGUCGCUUCAACAAUGACAUCGUCACUACGCGACUAUGGCGCUGCCGCCCCUCAUGGUCCCAACAUGGACCGCCAUCAUGUUGCUACGCAGGACGUCUCGGCUAUGAACCCUAACGAGGCUGGAGUCCUCCACGGCCUCCUUCAUCCAGACGAUAUCUAUGAUGCAGACGGCACCUACUGGGCCGAUCUACCUAUGGGGAAGCGCAUCAAGUUCGUCACCGGCGUUGACGGCCAGGAAUCAAAGAAAGAACUCCGAUCGAUAGGAACCAUGCUCAAGAAUGAUCCGCUAAGCCCAGUGGGAUAUUACCUCAGGAACAUGGUCGUCCCUGGAGCUGGUCUCCUUCUUGAGGGAUAUGUCCUGUUCUCAAUUGGCAAUGUCAGGCCGUUACUCCAAGCCGCAUUCCCUUCCUGCUGGAAGACUUUUGACAUCUGUAACGAGACCUGGACCCAAGCCAUCGACUACCUUGAGAUUUGCGGUAUCAUCGUUGGCCAAAUUCUCGUCGGUAUCAUCGGAGACUGGUUGGGACGUCGAUGGGGUCUCAUCCAGGAUGCUGUCGUCAUGUUUGUCGGUCUGAUCAUGCUUACGGCUGCCUGGGGCGUGGAUCAGAAUGGAUGGGUCAUCUGCUAUGUCUGGUCUCUGUUCUUUUACGGCGUCGGCGUGGGAGGCGAAUAUCCGAUGACCGCUACGUCUGGUAUGGAAAACGCUGUUGGCUCUGGUAAAGUCUCGACCAAGGAUGACCGUCUUCACCGCGGUCGCAAAGUCACCAGCGCCUUCCUGAUGCAAGGUUGGGGUCAAUUCGCCAACCAAGUCAUCUUGAUCAUCCUCCUGCUCAUAUUCCAUCAUGGUAGUGGAAACCCACCCUACUCAAAGGUUGCUGCACAGUGGACAUACCGCGUCAGCUUCGCUAUCCCAGCAGUUGGAACACUCUGGCUAGUCUACUUCCGUUACUACAAGAUGAGAUCGGCAAGCAAGCAGCUAUUCCUGGCCAAGAAGAAGCAGAAAGUUACCGGAUACGACACCAAGUCGCUCAAAAUGACUCUCACGUACUUCGGCCCUCGUCUUCUUGCUACGGCUGGCGCAUGGUUUGCCAAUGACGUGUUCUUCUAUGGCAACAAGCUGUUUCAGAAUCAGUUCAUUGCUGUCCUGACGCCAAACAACCACUCGGUUAUGGAAGGAUGGCUGUACAACUUGGUUAAUGUCGGUGUUAGCUUGGUAGGCUACUACAUGGCCUCGUUCUUCAUUGACAACAAGCUCUACGGCAGGAAGUGGAUGAUGAUCGUUGGGUUCCUCGCCGAUUUUAUCUUAUUCGUGGUUCCGGCUUUCAACUACGAUUUCUUCACCUCGCCGAAUCAUAUCCACGCGUUCCAGGCCAUGUACUUCCUCUCGUCUUUCUUUAAUCAAUUCGGCCCCAACUCGGUGACAUUCCUCGUGGCCGCGGAAGUGUACCCGACACCAAUUCGCGCUACAGCUCACGGCUUCUCAGCGGCUGUAGGGAAGCUUGGUGCGUUGCUGGCGGCGGUUCUCUACAACUACAUCACCACCCAGCAGAAGUUCUACGUCGUGCCAUGGUUCGGACUCGGGGGUGCUCUCGUCACUUGGCUGUUCCUCCCCGACACCACCGGACUCGACCUCAAGGAGCAAGAGCGACGCUGGACGUACAUUCGCGCGGGUCGCGAAGAAGACUACCACGGCAUCGCAAUCCACCCGAAGCAUCUGUCGCUCUGGGAGCGCAUACGCGGUGUAGGCAAGCACUACGACGCGACGCUGGACUACCAACAGAAGGUCGAGGAGCUCCGAGCCGAGUGGGAGGCACGACAGGCGCGCAAGGGCAAUGAGGGCGUGAAGGUCGAGGAUGAGGACGAUGAGGAUGAUUACCCUAACGAGGUGCACACCUACUUUAGCCGGACGGCGACGAACUCGCCCAACAUGACGCCGAUGCUGCGGCCAAAGGAGAAGCAGGCGUCGGAGAGCGACGAUGGCAGCAACGAGAAGCUGUAAAUAGAUGGCGGUGCCGGGUUU
Molecule: messenger RNA, 2175 nt
Organism: Mytilinidion resinicola
Lineage: Eukaryota; Fungi; Ascomycota; Dothideomycetes; Mytilinidiales; Mytilinidiaceae
Product: putative MFS phosphate transporter
Exons: 5
Coding region: 169-2154 (661 amino acids)
Biological process (GO): transmembrane transport
Cellular component (GO): membrane
Molecular function (GO): transmembrane transporter activity
Source: RefSeq, a predicted model, not a curated record